Colletotrichum chrysophilum is the source of this 1686-nucleotide messenger RNA. RefSeq lists its product as uncharacterized. The transcript has a single exon. Lineage: Eukaryota; Fungi; Ascomycota; Sordariomycetes; Glomerellales; Glomerellaceae. Gene Ontology annotation, molecular function: protein binding. Bases 1 to 1686 code for a protein of 561 amino acids. The record is from RefSeq and is a predicted model, not a curated record. Gene Ontology annotation, cellular component: nucleus.
AUGUCUACAUCCAGCAUUGGCGGCAACGAGUCGCCCAUGGAAGACGACUCCUGUCGUCGCUUCCUAGAACUGGAAACGUUGCGUGAGCGUCGCGAACACCUCACCAAUGCCCUUAAAGAGCUCCCCUACGACUUGAUCCUCUACCUUGAGCGGGCCAAGGUCCACUCUGAUCUGGGCUACCCUGACCUCGCUGUUGGGGAUGCCUACCGAGCUCUGCUUUUGACCGACGAAGUUCUCACCGAGGGUUUCGAAUACCACGAGCAAGCCGUGGAAGCGUUGCAGUCCCGCCCUCUCGACCCACUACCGUUAGUUCUUGACCACGGCCGCUUGUCAGAGCUCCGAAGCGAUUUUAUCGAUGGCGAGGCUAAGGACCAAGCCGGCCUGGUUGCUCAUGUCGCCAAGCUGGCUUCUAUCCGAUGCUAUCAGAUACUGUCACUCAGCUCAUUGUUGUGCUCGUGUCUGAAGCCGGCCUACGACUUCGCCGAGAAGGGCCUGCAACUGGCCCCUGAUAAUGAAGAGCUGCUCACCAGUAUGGAGCAAGUCGUUAAGAUUGCUCGCCAAAGGCUCCGAAAAGAUGAUAUCAACUCCAACAUGCUACCGGAAUGGGGCAUGGUUCGGCGAGAGGUCUAUCCCUGGAACGACCACGAGCCUGAUCGUUACGGUCCUCAGACCCUCCAGUAUCUCAACAACCAGCUCUCCGAAUUCUCGCCCAAAUGCGAGGUCAGAGUUUCCAAUCUCCCUGUUCUAUUCGAGGAAGACGACAACAGCCAAGGCACAAUAACGUGCGAACAACUCGGGCUCUUCGCCAAGGAAGACAUUGCGCCUGGAGAGCCAGUCCUCGAAGAAUACUCUCUCUUGACGGCAAAUAACCGCCACAAGGACCCGGUCUGCGAUGCCUGCGGUGCUGAACUGCCUCCACUGGAUGCCGAAUCGCCCGCCAUCAAAUGCGAAGAAUGCUACGAUACAGUAUUCUGCUCUCAGUACUGCCACGACAAGGCCCAGGAACUUUACCAUCCAGCAGUCUGCGAGAAGGACGUGGAUAAUAUCAACAAGGACCCCGAUGCGUCAGAGGCUGACGAGGCUUUGUACUUUCUGCUUCUAGCCCGUGUCUUGGCUCUUGCGGAACACCAAGGUGUCCACCCCCUUGAUCUCCCACAAGUCAAGUAUAUAUGGGGUGACUUUGUGCGUUCGGACUCCCAGAACAUCGAUAUAUCGCCGAGACCGAUCCCGCCGCCGACUUGGACGCUUCGAUUCUCGUUCGAGUACAAUGUCAAGCAACCUCUGCACAUCCUCGAAAAUAUGGACGUGGAUAUCUUUGCGGGGAUGCCUGAAUACGAUCUAUGGGUUUUCAAUACCCUCUACAGCAAAUUCCGCGGCACGGCGUCGAGUCACAAGAACCCCCGCACCGGCCGGCCAGAGGUUGCUGCAGUGCAUCCUUUCUGGUGCAUAGCCAAUCACGACUGCAACCCGAACGUAACAUGGGACUGGGCAGGGCGCAUCAUACUGAGGGCAAGAGAAGAAAAGAUCAUGGGAGACGAGCCGGGGCUCAAGGCCGGGGACGAGGUUCUGAAUCACUACACCGACAUCAGAUUGCCUGUUGAGGAACGACGCGCGUGGGCAAAGGGAGCUCUUGGCGGUUUGUGCAUGUGCUCUCGUUGCCGAACGGAAGCUGCGGCGACGUCUUGA